Molecule: messenger RNA, 3607 nt
Organism: Erigeron canadensis
Lineage: Eukaryota; Viridiplantae; Streptophyta; Magnoliopsida; Asterales; Asteraceae
Exons: 8
Coding region: 108-3260 (1050 amino acids)
Molecular function (GO): ubiquitin binding; RNA binding
Source: RefSeq, a predicted model, not a curated record
GUGCUAAAUGCUAAAAAGUAAACAACCAACCCCCUCUUUUCCUCUUCUAUAUUCUGAGUACAUACAUUCCAAAAUCAAAAUCAUUCGCCCCCCCCUGCACCACCGUGAUGGCUUCUACAACGGAGCAACCACCACCGAAAAAGCGCCGGCCGUCACAAACCCCACCACCACCGUCACCACCACCUACGCCACCACCACCACCACCGGGAACUCAAACACCCACCAAUACACCAACCCCACAAGCCCUAAAGCUAACACCUGAUGAAAUAGCACAAAAAAGAAGAAAUCAAGAAGAAAUUAGAAACUUUUAUGAAUCUUUUAAACAACUUAAAUAUUGUGUUUCAAGAAAAAAAGAUUUUAAUCAUGUUUUGCCUGAACUUGAACAAGCUUAUUUGUCCCUCAUUACUGCCUCUAGAGGCUGUGCUAGUGUUCAACGUCUUGUAGCACUGUUUGUCCCGAAAUACGCUUCACAUUGUCCAACAGCUCUUGAAGCAGCAGCAAAAGUUUGUAUCAAUAUACAUAACUGGAGCAUGACAAUUGUCAACAAAGGCGAAGAUGAUGCUGAAAAUUUUGCAUUUGGAACUGCUAAAAUCUGUAUAUUUGGUCUAGCUACUAUCUGUGAGGCUGCUUCAUUACAAACACCAUCAUCGUCUGUUAUCCAAGGCAUAUGUUCGGAGGUAUUUUUGAACGUAAUGAACUUCUUCAUAUCUUCCUUGGAGGGACAAGAAAUCUUCCAGGUUGUAAAUAAGGAUGUUGUGAACAUAUAUGAUUGCCCAAACACCUUCAAUGAGCUCAAAGAGAAGUAUUCUGUUGAGGACGAAGCCCCAUCUGUAAAAUUAUCAAAAUGUCGUGCAUUAUGUCUUCUCUGGAUUUUCUUUAGGUGCCCUAAAAGUACACUUGAAGCUUGCGUUGAACUCUGCAGUUCCAAUUCACCAGAUGCUGGGUCUAAUGUAGGACAGCAUUUUCUUAAUCAGGUGACAGCUAGACUUGGUACCUGUGAGGGGCAAGUUUCAAUAGACAACUCUCUUUCUGAAGAUGUGUCUCACUGGUCUAAAAGCUGCUUAUUGGAUCUGGUUCUUAAUAAAGACCCAUCUCUGAGACAGUGGAUAUUCUUGACUGUUAGAAGUGUUAGUAAAUCAGCGUCACCUAACGUUAUGUCUGCUAUCUCUGCUGCUUUCAACAGAAUAUUUAGUUCAUUCACAGAACAGGUCAGGGCACUGGACAAGCAAGUUGACAACAACAUGAAUGAUUCCAGUACCUCAAAAAUACAAAGGCAGUUUUCAGUUCCUAGAACCCCCAGUGAUGCUGUUGACCAACUCAAUGUUCUGCAGUUGGAACGAGACAUCCGUUCCAACACAAGUCCUAAUAACAGCGGAGGCCCACAAUCUAUGGAAUUGGAUUCUGUCGAUCACAGAGACUUAUCUCGUGCCAGCUCAUCAACGCCCAAUAUAAUUCGUGCCAGCUCAUCAACUCCCAACAAGGAGAGCCAUGCUUCAAGAUUGGGAAAUGGUUUACCUGCCUUGAACGUCUCUAUUGGAGGCGUUAAAAGUAAUUUUGAAUCACCUAAGCAUCACUUUCCAUUUUGGCACUCCGAUGGGGAUCGAGCUGCCAUGGAUGUUUUUUCAGCUUCAAGACAUCUUUGGGUGGGCUCAUUGGGUCCCGAGGCAUCUGAGCAUCUUGUAAGGUACCAAUUCGAACGAUUUGGUCCUAUCAAUAAGUUUUUGUACCUUUCUAUCAAAGGGUUUGCGGUAAUCGAGUACAAGCAUAUUAUGGACUCAAUAAAGGCCAGAGAAGUUAUGAGGGGGCAUUCUCCAUGGGGUGCUUGUCUCAUCAUAAAAUUCUUAGAUACAGGGCUAGGCACACGAGGUGAUAUAAACGGUGUAGCUGUGGGCACGUGUUGCGAUGUGUAUGUUGGAAAUAUUCGUAGCCAAUCAGAUAAGGAUGAGAUACUGUAUGAAUCAAGACAAGUUAUUUUUAAGGGCCCACUUGCAGUUAGUGAUCUUGUCAGUGAAGGUGCGGUAUUGAUGGAAUUUGGAAAUCCUGAAGAAGCUGCUACAGUAAUGGCACAUCUUAGACAGCGUCGCAAGGAAAAAAGAGAUUUUUUCCAGUCGCCAGGUGUUGGUCAUUUGCAUGUUGACUCAAGAAACAACAAUCUUGGAAAUUGUAUUGCUAGUUCACCUCUUGCACAAACCGUGGUUGGAUACAGCCAAUAUGGAAAUCCUAACCCCAUGGAGCUGUCUUCUCCAAGAGUUAAUAUUGUUAAUCAAGGAGCAACAAUGCAAAGUGGAUAUCCAUUCCAAGCAGGUGGUCAUAUAGCAUCGGGGGCUCCUGAACAGAAUUGGACUUACAGCAAUCCAGAAAGUGUACUAUAUUCCACACCAAUGCAUGGGCAUAAUUAUGCAUCAUCACAGCCAAUUCAACCAUUUCCUUACAUGAGACCUAUGUAUUAUCCUCCAAAUAGUUCAUGGGAUGCUCAUGGAAUGGAUCAUCAUAUGCCUUUAAAUCCUCAUAAUCAUGCGGUAGCGCCUCCUUUCUUACCUGCUUCAGUGACCCCACUUGCUCAGAUACAAGCGAAUCCAAUGCCAAAUCAUGAUCCGAUGUUUUAUGUGCCACCUCAGCCUCACAUCGCACCUCCAGUACCACCUCAGCUAAAUAUGCCGCUUCCAUUACCUUCUCAUCCAGGCUUGCCACCUCCAUCUUUUCAUCCCGAAUUGCCUCCACCAUUGCCGCCCUCUCCUCCUCCUUCUAUGCUUGAGUCUCAGCCACCUCCUCCACCACCACCUUUGGAAUCUUCAAUUGUGGGAGGUGGGGGACAAUGGCAGGGCACUUUAAGUAAAAGUGGGGUUCACUAUUCCACAAUACAUGCACGUAGACUGCAAUCAGAGGCCUGCAACUAUAUGGAUAAUAAUAUCUCAGAGCCUGCAGAAUGGCCUGCGAAAUUGGAUAUAACAAAGAGGACUGAUUUUAAACAUGUGAUGUCUACAUUUUCUGGCACUCCAUCACAUAAAAAGGAGGUCUGUCAGCUGCUCCCUACUUCUCCGGGCGACCAUAAAGGCUUUCAAGAUUUUAUAUCCUACUUAAAGCAGAGAGAGUGUGCCGGAGUGAUAAAGAUUCCAGCCACAAAAACGACAUGGGCAAGACUUUUGUUCAUUCUCCCCUACUCCAAUGAAACAUGUUCACUUCUUUCCGUAGCUCCUGAUACUGUAGACUGUUUGAUUGGACUUGUUUUACCUAAAGAAACAAAUUUUGAAUGGGUAUGAAUUCUGUUUACUUCAAGGAGAAAAAGGAAGUUUGUGAAUUCUUAGAUAUGAAGAUUGUGCUUAGGGAAAAGAAUUAUUACAACUAUAGAGAUGUUACCGUGUUGUAAAUAAAAACUUUGUAGAAGUGGAGAUGUUUUAGUAUAUUUUGAUGUUAAAAAUAGGUAGUUAAGUUUUCUUUUUAAUUUUCGGAAUGUCUGCCAGUUCUUAAUAUGUUGUAUAUAUUUAGUUAGAUAUCCUUUUUUCUUUCUUCUCUACACUUUGUUUUGCAUUUGAGCUUUUCAAGAUUGUCUAUAACCAAAUUCUUGGACAUAGUAUAAUAACAUGAGUUAUGAAUUUAUUUGACUCUU